Brettanomyces bruxellensis is the source of this 2196-nucleotide messenger RNA. RefSeq lists its product as uncharacterized. Gene Ontology annotation, biological process: carbohydrate metabolic process. The transcript has a single exon. Lineage: Eukaryota; Fungi; Ascomycota; Pichiomycetes; Pichiales; Pichiaceae. Gene Ontology annotation, cellular component: extracellular region. Gene Ontology annotation, molecular function: chitinase activity. The record is from RefSeq and is a predicted model, not a curated record. The coding region runs from base 1 to 2196 and encodes 731 amino acids.
AUGCAAUUUCUUAUCAUAUUGACUUUCAUAAAUUUUUGCUUUGUGCUAGCAACAGCAAAGCUUUCUCCUGUUCUCCCUGGACAGAUUGCUUUGUACUGGGGGCAGGCUACUGAUACUCCAACCUUAGAAGAAACAUGUGCUGAUGAUGGCGUGGACAUUGUUAUCUUGAGUUUUUUAAAUGUCUAUCCAGAUCCUAUGGAAAUAAAUCUUUGGCCCGCAGAAUGUUAUCCAGAGACAUCAGAUGGCUCCUGGACUUAUACCUGUGAUGGUACCGAUGGUACUACGGAUAUCGUGUCUGGAAUCAAAUACUGUCAAAACCUUGGAAAAAAGGUUAUGCUUUCUAUUGGAGGUUCAACAGGUAGUAGUGAACUAACCAGCGAUGCCGAAGGCGUUACCUUUGCCGAUGAUUUAUGGAAGUAUUUUGGACCUGAUAAUAACAGUUCCAUCACAAGACCUUUUGGAGAUGCCGUUAUCGAUGGAUUUGACUUUGACAUAGAAGGUGGAAGUAGCACAGGUUUGGUUGCUACUGCCAAUGAAUUAAGAAGUAAGUUUUCUGAAGAUUCUUCAAAGACAUACUAUCUUUCUGCAGCUCCACAAUGUCCAGAAAAUGAUGCAUAUGUUGGACCUUUACUUAAUGGGGCUGAUAUCGACUUCGCAUUUAUUCAAUUCUACAAUAACUACUGCAGUUUAUCCGGCUCCAGCUUUAAUUGGGAAUGGUGGGCUGACUGGGCAAAUACCACAAGCAAAAAUAAAGAUAUCAAAUUGUUUUUGGGUUUACCUGGUUCUUCUGCAGCAGCUCCAUCUGGUGGUUAUGUCGAACCAUCUAUCGUUAGUACGGCUCUUACAGAUGACAUACUUCCAGAAUCAUCUAACUUUGGCGGUAUCAUGCUUUGGAAUGCUUAUUAUGCCACAAAUAAUGUGGUUGAUGAUGAAACAUAUUUAGAUGCAAUGGCUGAUUUGCUUAAUACAACUAGUGCUGUAUCAUCAACAGCCACAUCAUCAUCCUCAUCAUCAUCAUCAUCAUCCGCAUCAUCGUCUUCUGCUUCCUCUUCAUCAACGUUAUCCCUUUCUUCGACUACAUCAUCAACCCCAUCGUCUUCUGUUUCCUCCUCAUCACCAUUAUCGCUUUCUUCUUCUUCAUUUUCACCAUUAUCUUCAUCCUCAUCCUCCCUAUCCUUGUCAUCGAGUUUCUCCUCUAUCUUAACGACAACAGGUACAAAUUCAAUUUCAGAUUCAGCCAGUUCGUCCUCCAUACAGUCAAUCACUUCUACUGUUACAACGUCCACUUCAAUACAAAGUUCCUCAGGGCUAAGUUUGUCUCUUGCAGCUUCGUUCACUUUGUCAAAUACAACCAGAUCACUUAACCCUACUAGCACAUCCAUGGGCUACCCAGCUUCAUCUUCUUUAAGUUCUACCACAACGACACAAAGCCUGCAGAUUUCAUCAUCGACAUCUUUAAAUGCUGCCACUUUCGGAAACAUUUCAGAGUCCGGUACCUCCAUCGAUUACUGGAGAACUGUUACAAUUUCUUCAAACACAAAGAGUCAGUCUAGCACCAUUUCUAAAGAUUGGUCAGGCUCAUUACCAACUAUUUCCUCGAUAUCCAACAAUAGCAGUACUGAAGUUUUGGCCGCACCAGGUACAACAACUGUCAAAGUUAGUACUUACAUUUUUCCAACAUUUGUUCCUCAAAAUAGUUCUUCCGAGAUUCCAUCAAGUAUUAAAGAUGAAACCAAGACUACAGGGACAGAAUUUCAUUCAUUGCGCACAUCUAGUUCUGAUAAGAUAUCUGUACCAACUUCAGCCAUUCUUUCAUUUACAACCCGCUCAGUUGGUGCACCUAACCAGUACUUCGAGAAUUACAAUUUGUCCUCGUCUAUUUCGGCACAAAAUAUUACAACCAGCACCAUCACCUCAAUUCCUUGCUCUACAAAGAGUAGUUCAACCUUUAUCAAUACGCAAUCAGAAUAUUCAAUUCCAACUACUCAAGCUGCACCUGAGAGCAGUUCACAACUUUUGAGCUCAAACGUUCAUCCUACACUCAGUUUAUCAACGUUGCUAUAUAGCUCAGUUUCUUCCCAAAACUUUACGACACCAUCAGUUUAUAACUAUGAGGGAAUGGCUCCAAUGAUACAAACCACGUCAUUGCCUUUACUAUUAGUUGCCCUCGUCGGUGUCGCCAUCAUUACACUGUGA